This is a messenger RNA of Hyposmocoma kahamanoa, 2190 nucleotides long. RefSeq lists its product as uncharacterized. The record is from RefSeq and is a predicted model, not a curated record. NCBI's taxonomy places the organism in Eukaryota, Metazoa, Arthropoda, Insecta, Lepidoptera, Cosmopterigidae. The transcript is spliced from 11 exons. The coding region runs from base 1 to 2190 and encodes 729 amino acids.
AUGUCCACUUCAAACGAGUUUCAAACGUUGGCAAGAGUCACUAGUGAAAUAGAUGAAUCUGAAGUAAAAUUAACAUAUGCGAAGCAGUGUAUCAAAGCUCAAGAAGAUUUAUCGAACAAACUUAAGGCUGAGAUCGAGCGAAGGAAAGAAGUAUGCAACUUUCAGAAGAACGGUAACUUGAUAUUACAAGCUGAAGUACGAAAUGCUGAACACGAGAUUAAAAAUUUGAUUACAACACAAAACGCCAUUACAUCAGCAAACACUGAAAUUAAAAGAGAGCUAUUAUUGGCUAAAGAAAAUAACAUGAGACUUGCCGAGCGAAUGAGAAACGCAGAAAAGAAGUAUGAAAACCUUUGGGUUGAAUGUAAAAAGAGGUAUGAAAGCAUAUCUAGUGUUCAAAAAUUAAUGCAAACUACGAAAAAGUUAGAGGCUGUUCAAGUUGACAUUAAAUCCCUUGAAGAAGAAAGGAACGUUCUUACUACAGAAUUAGAAAUAAAGAAAGCCGAGUUAGUAAAUAAAGACAGGGAACAAAUAAUACAAUUUGUUGAAUUCAUUGUUCACGAAAUGCCUCUUGCUAUAAAGAUUAUAAAAGAGAAAUCAAUUGAAGAAAGAGACUUAACGAUACAAAUAGACUCCAUAGUAAAGGAGCAAGAAACCAAUAAUAACAAAAUUCUUGUUGGAACAAUGGAUAGACUGAAUUUACAACAGUAUGAAGACAAUAACAAGGUUGAAAAUUGGGUUAAAGUAAAAAAGUAUGAAGACGACACUUUCAUGAUCAACAACGACGGUUUUCAAGUUGCUCCGAAGAGGACUAUGUCGGCUAACGAAAUGGACAGAAAUCCUAUUAAACAAGGAAAAGAUGAUGACUUAAUCAAUAAUUACGUGUCUUGUUACUUUACUAAAAGCAAUGAAAAUGUUGAUGGUAAGCCGAACCCAAAACCGGAGGAUUUUUCAAAAAGGAAACUGAUAAACAUCCUGGAAGACGUGAAGCUUGAUGAUCAAGAAACCUAUGAAAUAAUAUCAAAAGUAAAUAUGAAUAAGUGUCAAGACGUCGACGUUAUUGCUGCAGAUAAUAACAGAAACAAUUCACAACCUAAACCAUCUAAGGUAGUCACUCCUUUGGAAAGUGAAGAGAUAGAAGAAGUCGAUAUAACUAAUACAAAUGAUGAAAAUGUUCUAAUACCACCUUCACGAUUUUUGGACCUAACCCAGGACCAGGGUCUUGGUGGAUACCAGCAAGAAGUGGAUGUCAUUGUUCAUGUGUCGAUGGAAGAGUCAUCAUCAAAGAAUGGAAAUAUCUCUCAAGUAAAGAGUUCACAGGAGGAUGUAAUAAAGAAAAAGGUUUCAUUUGAUAUUCCAUUGUCUGUUGAAGUCACAGGUGCAAUUGAAAAUGAAAUUACUUCUGAUAAUAAUGGGAAUCAAACAAAUGAUACUAUUAGUAGCCAAUUAGACUUGACUAUUGAGGGAGAUGAUAACUUUUCCUCAAUCAAAAACAUGAUAUUGAAGAAGCACAAUUUGGAUUUAUCACCACAAUUUGUUUAUGGGAAAAAUAUGAUGAUGCUGCAGAGGAAAACCGGUGACAAAUUAGUAACAUCCAAAUUCUUUGAAAGCAAUACAAAAUAUGUUGAAACUGAUGAUCAACUUGUAACGGAAAAUAAUGACGGCGAGGUUAAUAAAUUAGCCUCUAAGGGAACUUCUCCAAAAGAUAAACCACAAGCUCAACAUUAUGAAAGUAUACCAGGGGAAGAAAAUAUGGAAAACAUGGAAGUUGAUAAUGGUGCUUUAAAUCUUGAGGUUCAUAAAAAAAUUGUAAAUAAAAUAGAAAAGCCUGUAGCAGGCCUGUUAUUUACUCAUGGGCCUCAUGGAAUCCCUGAUUGCCUAGAUAUCUCUAUGAGCACCACUGGUUAUGAAGAGGGUGAUUCUGAGUUUCCCACUGGUCUUGAUAGCAGUUUGCUUUUGUCUCCUAAAGCAGAUACAAGUGCAGAUAAUGUUGAAGUUGGAUCCCAGGAAGUACCAAACUUCUUGUCAGGCUUCAGAAAGGCUGGAUUAUCAUUUUUUAAGCAAAAUGCACAAUCAGGAAAUAAUCCUGAGAGCAGCAAACAGAAUCAAGAAAAUAAUUUCUGUUUCAAUUUCCGCAGUGAAGACAAGAAAAACAAGAAGGAAGGUGGGAUAUUUAGCUUCUUUCGUUAA